CGCAGGACGCCGCACGAGCCGCGUCAUCCGGCGCCCGAAGCGCCACGAGCAGCAGCGCGAGCAGCGGCGGCCGCGAGAAGGACGGUGGGUCGGAGACGGAAGGCGGACAAAAGACGGUAAAUCUUCCCCUGUGCGUGUCGCAAAAGCUGUGGGGAGAUGAAGAGAUGACACAAGUAGGUGGAGAAGUGGAGCCCUGGAAGGUGCCAGAAACACACCUGAGUCUGAGAACAGCGCGUAGGGGCAGGAGGACACAGAAGUACACCUGGGAAGGUAACCAUGGCGAUGACAGGACAGACUUCCUGCUCCUCAAUGAGUAACCACACAAAGGAGCGUGUGACCAUGGCCAAGAUGACCCUAGAGAACUUCUACAGCAAUCUGAUCGCUCAGCACGAGGAACGGGAGAUGAGGCAGCAGAAGCUGGAGAAGGUUAUGGAUCAGGAAGGCCUGGCUGAUGAAGAGAAACGCAUUCGGAGAUCCCAACACGCCCGCAAGGAGACCGAGUUCCUGCGGCUAAAGCGGACCCGCCUUGGCCUGGAUGACUUUGAGUCCCUGAAGGUCAUCGGGAGGGGGGCUUUUGGAGAGGUACGUCUGGUGCAGAAGAAGGACACAGGACACGUGUACGCCAUGAAGAUCCUGCGCAAAGCCGACAUGCUGGAAAAGGAGCAGGUGGGCCACAUCCGUGCCGAAAGGGACAUCCUGGUGGAAGCUGACAGCCUGUGGGUGGUCAAGAUGUUCUACAGCUUUCAGGACAAGAUGAACCUGUACCUCAUCAUGGAGUUCCUGCCUGGAGGUGACAUGAUGACCCUGCUGAUGAAGAAGGACACCCUCUCCGAAGAGGCUACCCAGUUCUACAUCGCUGAGACGGUGCUGGCCAUUGACUCCAUCCACCAGCUGGGCUUCAUCCACAGGGACAUCAAGCCUGAUAACCUGUUGCUGGACUCUAGGGGUCAUGUGAAACUCUCCGACUUUGGCCUGUGCACGGGGUUGAAGAAGGCCCAUCGGACCGAGUUCUAUAGAAACCUGAACCACAGUCUGCCCAGCGAUUUCACGUUCCAGAACAUGAACUCAAAAAGGAAGGCGGAGACAUGGAAGAGGAACAGGCGCCAGCUGGCCUUCUCCACGGUGGGCACGCCAGACUACAUCGCGCCCGAAGUGUUCAUGCAGAACGGCUACAACAAACUGUGUGACUGGUGGAGUCUCGGGGUCAUCAUGUAUGAGAUGCUGAUCGGGUACCCACCGUUCUGCUCCGAGACGCCCCAGGAGACCUACAGGAAGGUCAUGAACUGGAGGGAGACGCUGGUGUUCCCCCCCGAGGUGCCCAUCUCGGAGAAGGCCAAGGACCUCAUCCUCAGGUUCUGCUGUGAAAGUGAGCACCGAAUCGGUGCCUUGGGGGUGGAGGAGAUUAAGAGCAACCCCUUCUUUGAGGGUGUGGAUUAUGACCACAUCAGGGAGAGACCAGCCGCCAUUCCCAUUGAGAUCAAGAGCAUCGAUGACACGUCCAACUUCGACGAAUUUCCCGAUUCGGACAUCUUGCAGCCCACAGACUUGCAGCGUAAAGAGCCUCUCCAUCUCUGUCCUCGACUGUCCACAGCUGCGCCUGUGUCCAACCACUCAGAGACAGACCUGAAGAACAAGGACUGGGUCUUCAUCAACUACACCUACAAGCGCUUUGAGGGCCUCACAUCCAGGGGAGCUAUCCCAUCCUAUAUGAAGACGGGGAAGCGAUAGACACAUGACCCGGCGCCCUCAGGCCCCGACCUUCACCCCAUCCCCCGUCCACAUCGAUUUUAAGGGCUCGGACACCUCGCUGUCCCCUCCCACCAGCAGAGCGUGAACUAGACGCUCCCUUACACCCACUGCCCAGUGGGGCUUCAUUUAGAGUCUUCCUUUCUCUGUACUGUUACUUCACCAAAGAGCCAGUGGGUGCUGUGGCGUAGCAUUCCAAAGCCCCACCCCUUCACCAGCAGCUGAACUUCUGCCUCUCCAGUUCAUGGCUAGUGAGCGACGCCCCCUGCAGGCAGGCAGCCACCAGCUGCACGCUGGGACAGACCUUCUUUUCCACACUUAAGGGCUACUCCUUUGCUUUUCGCCUCCUCCUUGUGGUUGGGGAGCUGAAAUGGUGCUUCUGUGGUCUUGGCUUCUUUGGCUUUGGUGCUCGUGCUCCUCGGGUUUUGUGUGGGCAUUCGCAUGCCAGUGUCCCCGUUCCCAAGGUGUGAGGUGUGUACGUAGUCUUUGAAUGCACACCCCAGCACCAAACGCCAGGCCCACCACAUUUCAGGAGUUCCAGGAGGCUUCACAGAACUGAUGGCUGUUGUUCCUCUGAUUAUCACAGUAAUAACAAGUCGGUAACUCUGGUCUCGAGGGGCUUGUUCGGAGCACGGCUUCGAACCCUGUGUGACCUGGGAUGUAGAACGUACAAGUGUGUUCCCUUUCUCAUCUUCAGAAGUAGUUUUAGAACACUUGCGUGCGAGACGCUGUGUCAUCGUUCUCACUCUUUCCCCAAAAUGUAGCACUGCUGCCAUUGAAGGCUCCGCACCCGAGACUAGAGGCGAGCACAGUCACUUCUGCUUGAGGUUUGUGGACAGGGAGGUUUACUGAAGCUAGACGCUGGGUUUGCAUGUCUAAAGUCACUGUUUGCUGGGGACCAAGAGAUGUCUCUACCUUCCUUACCUCUAAAUGUUUCCAUGUCUCUAGUCAGGUGUUUAUUGUGAUGAACAUUGAGACAGUAGAGCUGAGCAUUGUGUUUCCAUCACCAACCCGUUUUGAUUCAGAGAAGAAGGCAGUCAGGCGUGGAUAUUCCAGUUGAGUUCACUUCGAACUGGUCCUGUCGAUACCUGGUUUGUGUUCACCUCACUGUCUGGGGGGGCUGCGUUACGGCACCAUUCCACCAUAGAGUAGUAAAGGCCACCCUACCCUCUAGCUCUCGGUGGUAGUGUGACAUUCUUCUUGUGUGUCGCACUACGCCAGCAAUUCCAUGCGACAUACUUAAUGCGUGACAAGUUGCCUGGCGAGUGUGUGUAUGUAUGUGUGUGUGUGUGUUCUGGCAGAGGUGCCCUGGGAUCGCUCAGAGCUUUGCGGUGGUCGUGUGUGUUUAGAACAGGGUUGCAUUUGCAGCGUGAGAGUGAGACUUUGAGAUUGUUUUUAAAUCCGUGUGUCAUGGUCUCAGUGUUUGCUGAGAGUUGUUUUUGAUCUUUUGUAAAUAUCUGAUUUUAUUUUUCACGGUGAAGCUUCUUAAAAAUAUUUUGAUUGUAUUCUUGCUUUGGAUGGUGGAGCUGGCUCACUUGCAGCACCUUGUCUCAGGCGACUUCAGAGCUCGGGAUGUCGGCGCUGUUCCGUACAUCUGACGCCUGAGGCUGGUGCGAGUGGUGGGCAGAAUGACAUUCCGUGUUUUUGUUGCUGGCAUCUUUGUGUUGAGGGCACAACAGAUAACCUCUCUGUGUGCAUCACUGCUCCAUUUACUCCCGUUCUUGUUUGGGGCUGCUGGUAGAGCACAGCACCUUCCCGUGUGGCGUAGGGAAAACCGCUGGAAGCACGCUUUACAGUUCAGAGCCCUUCCAGCUGGACUCCCUGUGGUGUGUCCUGUAUAUUCACCACGUGUUCCUGGUACGCUAGUCACGUCCCUCCCAGGGGCCCUUUGGUUUCACACGAGCACUUUGAAAAGCAUUAUAUCUGUAGUGGAACCAGUUUCUCCUCCCUGUUUAUGAGCUGCAGGGAGUGGGUUUGCCAUCCUGUCCCACUUAGAGCAGAAUGACUUGGGCUAAUGGUUUCGUACGUACAUCUGCCUUAAUUAGGUAUAUGUUGUGUGCAUGUGCUUUAUUUAAUUCUUUGUCCUCGAAGGCUCAGAGACCACGAUUUUAUCUGUUCACCAGGCAGUGUUAGGAGAACGCUUAUUUCUGUGAAAGGAGCAUUAAAUGCUGGAUGGACUCUUUACUCUCAAAGCAUUCUAUUAAAACACCCAUGUAUAUAAAAUACCUGUGUGCGUUGUCCUAUC
Molecule: messenger RNA, 3991 nt
Organism: Scleropages formosus (Asian bonytongue)
Lineage: Eukaryota; Metazoa; Chordata; Actinopteri; Osteoglossiformes; Osteoglossidae
Gene: stk38a
Product: serine/threonine kinase 38a
Exons: 15
Coding region: 277-1728 (483 amino acids)
Biological process (GO): protein phosphorylation
Molecular function (GO): protein serine/threonine kinase activity; ATP binding
Source: RefSeq, a predicted model, not a curated record